AUGGAUGACUCUACCAUUAGCAUGCCCCUUGUGGCAAAGGAAGAUUGCAUGAAAGCCCUUAUCAAGCCAACAAAUGAUAAUACCACAGUGGUCAGUUUUCAAAAGAAUCCAAUUAUAACGACUACCAAUUCCACGCCAACCAAUGUCAAUUCAAAUGCGAAUAUCGCCACCGCCGCCGCCGCUGCUGCUGCCGCCAACGUGCAACAGUAUCAUCACAACCAACAGCAGCAACAACAACACAACAAUCAGUUACCAUUACAGCCAACAAAUUUUGUGGGGAACAAUCUGAAGAAUGGUUCUUUGAGUUAUGGCUCACAAAAUAAUCUCUGCAAUGGCGUUAUAUCCGGCAAUCAUAUAUUGGCGCCAAAAAUCCAAAACAGUUGCAGCCCUAAUGGCCAGAAAAAGGGUACCGUUUCGCUAACCCAUCUGCCCCAGCGGCCACCGGUCGAUAUUGAAUUUACGGAAAUUUCCUAUUCAGUGUCAGAGGGACGACGGCGUGGCUUUAAGACAAUAUUAAAAGGUGUUUCGGGUAAAUUUCGCAAUGGUGAGCUGACGGCAAUAAUGGGUCCAUCGGGUGCUGGCAAAAGUACGCUGAUGAAUAUUUUAGCAGGAUAUAAGUAA
Molecule: messenger RNA, 621 nt
Organism: Musca vetustissima
Lineage: Eukaryota; Metazoa; Arthropoda; Insecta; Diptera; Muscidae
Product: ABC transporter G family member 1-like
Exons: 2
Coding region: 1-621 (206 amino acids)
Cellular component (GO): plasma membrane
Molecular function (GO): ATP binding; ATP hydrolysis activity
Source: RefSeq, a predicted model, not a curated record